UCAACGUUCAACGUUCAAACGUUCACCUCCUAUGGCGGUUUUAUUCACCCGCUAAUCUCUUUGUCCAAGGUGCUCGUCGCUCGAUCUACACCCAAAUUCGGACUCUCUGUCAUUGCGCAAGACACUAUCGAUGCUGACACUACGAUUGUAUCUUGUCAAUUUUCACUGGCCAUCGACGUGGAGUGUGCUCUGUAUGCUCUGACAGUACUAUUUGGCGAAUCAUCUCUUGUUGACCUGCAGUCGUGGUCAAAAAGGCAGCUAAUUUGCACUUACAUAUGCUUACACUGGGUCUUCCCCAAUUCAAGCCCAAUUCCCGAUGUCCUUCGACAUCCUCCUUGCUUGGAAAGUCUUCCACCUGCGGACGCACUGCUAACGUCCCUUCGAUUCACACCAUCUGAACUCGAGACUUUCCGAGGAACUAACAUCUACUGCGCUACCCAUGAUCGUCAGGAAAGCUGGAGCACUGAGUGGAAUAAAUGUCGAACCUUUAUCCACCCCAUUAAUGCGGAUUGGGCUGAAAGAUACAUUUGUACGGAAGCAAGGGAUGACUCAGCCACUAUUUCCAUCAUUUCGCAUACCACGACACCUCUUGGCGAAGAAGUCUUCAACAACUAUGGGCUCAAAGCGAACGACGAGCUGAUCCUCGGAUAUGGGUUCUUGCUCCCACAAAACCCGGAUGACAAAAUUACGCCACAGCUAGGUGGGUCCUCUAACGAUCGGUCGUCUUGCAAGCGGUGCGGAAGGACUCUAGAAUGAAGUGAGGGGAUUGGUGGCUGAAACCCCGGACGAGAUAGGGUAUGAAGACAAUUUAGAAGCAGUACAGCUGUUGUUGGAAAUGGUUCAGAAGAAGUGCGAUUUACUUCCAGAUCUCCCGGACGAGAAUGACGCUGGCAUACGCCCGGCGGUGGAACUGAUGAUCAAACAUUACCUAGAAGGGCAACGUGACAUUCUUACUUCACUGAAGUUGCGCUUUAAGGAGAGACAAGAGGCCACGGUAGAGGCCACAAGAGACGAAGGCAUUAGAUUAGUAUUUGAUGAUGACUCAAUAUAGAGAACUUGAAAUCGCCUUUA
Messenger RNA from Suillus subalutaceus, 1071 nucleotides. RefSeq lists its product as uncharacterized. The annotation marks the transcript as partial. Gene Ontology annotation, cellular component: nucleus. Gene Ontology annotation, molecular function: protein-lysine N-methyltransferase activity. The record is from RefSeq and is a predicted model, not a curated record. Lineage: Eukaryota; Fungi; Basidiomycota; Agaricomycetes; Boletales; Suillaceae. The transcript is spliced from 5 exons. Gene Ontology annotation, biological process: peptidyl-lysine monomethylation.